UGCGGUUCAAUUUCUCGGCAGAGUGCUCUCCGUCAGAAAAGUGGCAGACUGGAGGGCUCGCCGUGCACUCGUGUUGCUGAUCAAGGUGGCUGUCGAGAAGCGUUCGGGAUGAGACGGAGGGAGUUGCCAUGCGAGCUGCUCUCCAACUUUCGCAUCCUGGUCUUAAUCUUCUUGGCCUCCCCAGUCACGGCAUCAGUCCCCGAACUGAGCGUCGUCGAUUGCGCGAAUGCGACCCACACGUGCACGAGUCGAACCGAGAAAUGCGGAAUCCUAUAUCACACAUACACACUGGGAUGUGCUCAAGAGCUUCGUGGAAAAACUCCCCAAGGUCUCUGUCUCGAUCGAUGUCGCUUAGACCUCAUAACAUUGUCGUCGAUGGUCGAAGGCUACAAAUUAGUCACUUGUAAAUGUGAACCCGACGAUUCGAACUGUAUUAUCGGCAAAGACCGUCUGUCUGAAUGCUGGAACGACAAAAUCAACUUCACAGAAUACGAGUUCAACAAUCAUUCGGCUCGCGCUUCGAGCUGCGCGGACGUUCGGACUCGCUGCAAGGAGAACGAGCUCUGUUAUCUAGCCUACACUUAUUACGGGACGUCGUGUCGUGGAGCGAUCGAGAGGACCGCGGAACCCUGCAACGAGCAAUGUGCCGCCAGCGCCCGCAUUCUUUACGCCGUCUCGAACGGUUAUUUCACCUGUGAUUGUCAGGGAGAAUAUUGGUGCCUUCGAGAGAAUAGCUUGAUUGGAACCAAGUGCUUCGGAAAUUCAUCUCUUAAGACGCAAUCGGCUCUGGCUCUGAUUCUGUUCUCGACGUUUCUGAGCCUCUGGAUGCGGUGA
Molecule: messenger RNA, 834 nt
Organism: Galendromus occidentalis (western predatory mite)
Lineage: Eukaryota; Metazoa; Arthropoda; Arachnida; Mesostigmata; Phytoseiidae
Exons: 3
Coding region: 109-834 (241 amino acids)
Biological process (GO): regulation of cell cycle
Source: RefSeq, a predicted model, not a curated record